CUCAAAAGUCUCGAAUCUCUCAACGAGCUCAAAGAAUUUAAUUAAUAAUCAUGAAUUUGAUGAUGAUAAACCUUAUGAAAUUUAUGAUCCAAAAGUACUUCGAAGAAAAAAAUACGAGAAAAAAAUUUUCUACAAGUUAAAAAUUGAAGCAAAAGCAAAUUUUAUUGGUAGAGGAUUAUGUUCGCAGGGAAUUAACUGUAAUAUAAAUUAUUGUAAUUUAAAGCAUCCAACACCUAAUCAUAUGAUUAAUAGUCAUUUGAUAUCAAAAUAUAGAAAAGAAAUUCAUUCUAAAAAAUGUAAGAGGAAUUUUAAACUUGGAACUAGAAGGGCCAUGAAAAAAUACAAUAAUGACAAAUAA
This is a messenger RNA of Funneliformis geosporum, 358 nucleotides long. The record is from the annotation of a GenBank genome assembly. NCBI's taxonomy places the organism in Eukaryota, Fungi, Glomeromycota, Glomeromycetes, Glomerales, Glomeraceae.